CACUGUACUCCCGCCUUACUACUGGUGACAGGAGUCAAACUUCUCGUCAGCCUUUAUCCGCACAAUCUCAUAAAAAGCAGCGGGAAACGGCCCGACCUGGCAACACCGCUCAGAGGCAACCACUGAGGAGGACGGGCCAGGCGUUGGUCACGUGAUGGAACGUCACAGCCUCAGCGCUGACUUGUACAGCACACGGGCUGACGUCGGUGGACGUGUAUCACAAGGCGUAGCCGCUCCAGUGUUUUUAACAUCUGCGUUUUCCUAGAGAGACCGAAAAAUGCAGCGCUCAUAUGACUGUUUUUCCCUGGUAGAGAAAAACAGAAACACAACUCAUUUGAUGUGUCGCCGGCUAUGUGACACAACUCAUCCGGGUUUUAUAGUUACAUGUUGUUUUACACUCAGUAUAACGGACCAGACUGUCUUCACCAAGUGUUUUUGGUUCAAAAUCCUCGACGAGGAUCCAGUUUAUGGCUCUGCAGUGAAGCCAGUGUCCAUUUUUAGCAUCAGUCAUUCUUAUCUCUUGGACGUCAUGGCUCACUGACAUCAUUUUACAGACUUAAAUUUUUGCCGGGUCAGCCGACCGCCAUGCCACAACCAAAUGGCUACUCCGUCAACUCGGCUGCGUCGGACCACAGCGAGGACAGUGAACCUCUCAUCGAGAACGAUGCAGUUCCUCCUCAGUGCUGCUCAGCUCGCCUCAACCUCGCCAUCCUCAUGUUCUUUGGGUUCUCUGUGGUCUACGGCCUCCGUGUCAACCUCAGCGUUGCCAUGGUGGCCAUGGUGAACACCACUGAUCCCAAACCAGCCCAGAACAGCUCUGUUGUCCACGCUUGUCCGCUACCACCCGGGACGGAAAACACCAGUGAUGCUUUCCAACAACCUGAGGGGAUCCCUCAGUACCCGUGGGACUCUGAGACUCAGGGCUGGCUGCUGGGCGCCUUCUUCUUCGGCUACCUGUGCACACAGAUCCCGGGAGGUUACCUGGCCGGUCACUACGGUGGCACCAUCUUCCUGGGUUUGGGCGUGCUGGGCACGGCUGUCCUCACCCUCCUCACCCCUCUGGCUGCUCGGUUCGGGUCUUACUGGCUGUUUGCACUGCGAGCGUUGGAGGGCUUCGGGGAGGGUGUGACGUUCCCGGCCAUGAUGGCGAUGUGGGCUCGGUGGGCUCCUCCUCUGGAGCGCUCUCGCCUCAUGACUCUGUCGGGAUCCGGGGCCAACUUUGGAGCCUUUGUGGCUCUGCCGCUCACCGGCUACAUCUGCCAAACACUGGGCUGGCCCGCUGUCUUCUACCUCUGUGGGGGUGCUGGUUGCCUCUGGGCCGUCUUUUGGUUUAUUUUUGUGUCAGAUGACCCUCGCACCCAUCGUCGAAUCAGCGAAGAGGAGAGAGAUUACAUCAUAAACUCUAUUGGACCUCAGGGUAAAGGUCAUGGCUGGUCCGUGCCUGUGCUGCCCAUGCUGCUGUCCGUCCCCCUGUGGGCGAUCAUCGUCACGCAGAUGUGUGCAAACUGGUCGUACUACACCCUGCUCACCUCUCUGCCCACCUACAUGAACAUCAUCCUGCACUUUGACCUCAAAUCGAAUGGUUUCCUGUCCGCUCUGCCGUACCUCGGCGCCUGGUUGUGCUCCACGCUGUCGGGCGUCGUAGCGGACAGCCUCAUCGAGAGGAGGGUGUUCAGCGUCACUGUCGUACGCAAGCUCUUUACACUCGCAGGUCUGCUCCUCCCUUCGGUGUUCCUCGUGGCGGUGAGCUACGCCGGCUGCAACCAUGUCCUCACCGUCACCUUCCUCACGCUCUCCUCAACCAUAGGAGGGGUCAGCGCCUCCGGAGUCUUCAUCAAUCAGAUAGACAUCGCUCCUCGGUAUGCAGGAUUUCUUCUGGGAAUCACCAACACAUUCGGGACCAUUCCUGGUGUCAUGGCUCCGAUUGUUACAGGAUACUUCACAGAAGAUCACACUCUGGCCGGCUGGAGGACGGUGUUCUGGGUGGCGGCCGGGAUCAACGUCGGCGGCGCUCUCGUCUUCACAGCGUUCGGCAGCGGGGAGAUUCAACCGUGGGCCGUCACCGAGGAGGAGAAGGCGGAGGAGGGGAAAAAGAGGAGCAGGUCCAUCUCAACAUAAACACAAAUACAUUCAACAACAACAAUAACAACCAACCGUGAUGCAACUUUAGACGAACAAGGUCGGCAGAUGAAAUGCAGCUUUAAAAGAUAGAUACACAGUUACAGGAUGUAGUUUAACACAGUGGGCUGAAUCAUAGGAGCAGACGCAGCGUUCACACUUUACAAAACGAAGAGGGUGAAAACUUCAUCUCCACACAAAAGACAACAAAGGGUGAAGAACAAUAUUUACAGUUUCAUAUCCAAUCAGGAUGUCUUGGUCAAAGUAGUAUUAGUUUCCACAGUUGGUUUCUGUCUGUGACAUGUAGCUGUGUCUCUGGUCUUUGAAAGUUAACACCACAAUGAGCUUUUGAACUCCUUUGUAAAGUAGUUUCAGUAAAGAUAUUUAAAUGACAGAGCCGUGUUAUCACAUUUUUAAUGGUGGAAGGAGAAAAGCAGAUGAACAACAUGACCACAGAUUUACCAUUUGCACUGAUGCGAUUCAACUCACUGCCGAUACUGAUCAAAAAAUUGUAUUUCUUUCACUUUUGUUUUUACAGUCGUAGAAAAGCAGAGUUUAAGGUACAACUCUUUGCAUUAGACCAAUACAUUAUAACCAGUGAUAUUUGCACUAUGCAGGAUAAUUCUUGGACUACACAGAUCCUCAGGUUAAACCAAAACAAAUCAAUUGAAUAUGUGUUAAUUUUUUUAAAGAUAUUUUUAAGCUUUUCUUUUACAGUGAACAAAAUGGGACCGAAUGUUUUUAUGAUCAAACCACAUGCCUUCAGCUUGUUCGUUUACAGCUCUGUCUGCUGUCUGACCACUUCCAGACGGUCCAGUAGGACCAAAAGAAGCACUUUCCACUUACAAAAAUACACCAGAAGCCUUAGAUUUGAUAAGAGUGCCAAUGUUUUUCAAAAUAAACUUUCCAGCAGGAGAUUUUAUCCGCUAUCCAGUAAGCUAAAGUGCUUUAGUCUCAUUCAGAAAACCAAAGCACCUUCCUCUGCCAGCACAAAAUUAAUUUGUUAGAUCAUUUUAUUUCAUGUUCAUCCUCUGAGAAGUGACUGGAUUUUAUUAGUGUUUUCAGUUCACUGUCACAUCACGAUGCUGCUUUUGUUGUUAUUUCUUCAACUACAGUAAUUAUUGUUUUUAUACAGCGUACGAUGUUUUGAAAAGUAACUCAUGCAGUAUAUCAAAGUGCACUGUGAUUGUAAAGAUAUGAUGUUUUUAAAUGGAUGCAAUAAUUUAUUUACCUUCUCUGUGCUUUGAAAAUGUGUGAUGUUAUACAGAUGUGUUUGUGUUUUAGUUAAUUUUAUUGUGAAAAGAAUCAAGUUUGUUUCACUGAGGGGAAAAAAAAACUAAAAUCUGUGGCAUGUGAGACGACUCAUGUGUCACAUAUUUAACAUUUUAGUCGAGAUACAUAUUUCUGUUUUACAUUCUUACAGCAGGGGAGGUGUACAUGUGCAUGAUAACUUUCAUUUCCAGGACACAGGAUGUUCCUCUGUUACUGAACUCAUCACGUUGACGUGAUGUCUCCUCUGCUGCUGCGACCAGGUGUCACAAAAGCUGCUCUUUGUAUCACAACAGACAAAAACUAUCAAAGUGAUCAGAUCUGCCACGAAAACUGUCUGUAUUGUUUUCAGCAACUCAUUUAAAUACAAAUUACACAUUUUUGUGACAUUAGUGGAUGUGGCAUUUGGCAAAAAAAAAAAAAACAACCCUACCUAAUCAAUAAACUUGUUAAUAUCA
Molecule: messenger RNA, 3845 nt
Organism: Lates calcarifer (barramundi perch)
Lineage: Eukaryota; Metazoa; Chordata; Actinopteri; Centropomidae
Product: sialin
Exons: 12
Coding region: 586-2118 (510 amino acids)
Biological process (GO): monoatomic anion transport; transmembrane transport
Molecular function (GO): transmembrane transporter activity
Source: RefSeq, a predicted model, not a curated record